AGCCUCUGCCACAGCCACUGACUCUUUCAAAUCUAAAUUGUUUUCUACAACAAUUAUACCAUUUAUUUGUCAUUUUUUUAGUUCUAUACUUUUAUUCUAUACAUACAUUCUCUCACGCUUUUUUAUAUGAAUGAUUUUUUUUCCUAUGCCAGCUCUGACACACAAACACAAUCUCUCCCAACUUUUUUUUUGCUUUUGCUUUCCCUUUUCCUGUGCUUUCGGCAACACCCAAAUCAUCAAAAUCAGAAAAACUAUCGGUUUGUCACUCUCUCCUUCACUGACUCAAAAAUAAACAGUUUCUGAUGAGUGAUGACAGUCCAGAGCAGAACCCAUCACGGCCGUUCGAUUCUCAAACUCUCACAAUUCAAUCAUGGAAUGGCAGUGGCUUCGUUGGUCAAGAUUGUUGUUCUCUCCCACUUGUUAUUACAAGUCACAGCACAGAACGACACAAACGGAGCUUUGCCACCGGACCCAUUGUCUGCGCUCAAGUUCGAUAAGCGCAUGGCUUUGAUUAUGAUAAUCCUCGUAAGUAUUUUCUUCUUCCUAGGAUUUCUGUCCGUGUACACGCGCCAGUGCGCAGAUCGCAGGAUUCGCGGUCGGCUCGACUUGGCUAUUGCCAUGGGAGGAAGUGGAAGACGCUCCAGAAGGGCGCGUGGGCUCGACGCGGAGGUCAUCGAGUCGUUCCCGACUUUCGUUUACUCCUCCGUGAAAGGGCUGAAAAUCGGUAAGGGCGCGUUGGAGUGUGCAGUGUGCUUGAACGAGUUCGAAGAUGAUGAAACGCUGCGUUUGUUGCCCAAAUGUAGUCACGUGUUCCACACAGACUGUAUUGACGCGUGGCUUGCCUCUCACUCUACGUGCCCUGUUUGUCGAGCCUACUUGGUUCCCAAACCCGGCGAAAUACCUCGGCCCAUUGUGCUCCAAAUGCCCGAGCCGGAUGCCAAUUCGGGUCAACCCGAAAUCGAGGAACCUUUAUCCCACUCCCAACAUAACCAAGAUGUAUUAGAAGCAUCAAAUGCAAUAACCAAUCAGAAUCAGCCACAUAGAUCAAGCUCACCUGGGUUCAAGUUAUUGCCAAGGUCAUACUCAAUGGGUCACUCGUUGGUUCAACCAGCAGAGAAUCAAGAGAGGUUUACGCUAAGGUUACCAGAAGAGGUACGGAGUCAGCUUAUGAGUUCGACUUCGGUGACGUCGUUGAAUCGAACAAAUAGUUGUGCUGUGGCGUUUCCUAGAGUGAGGAGUUCGAGGAGGGGUUUUAGGAGUGCAAGUGGGGGCAUUGGCCGUACCUAUGACCGGUUUGCUCGAUCUGACCGUUGGCGGUUCUCAUUCACACCCAAUUUUAUUUCUCGAACUGGUUCGGCUCGAUCCCCAAAAGUCGAGGUGGACUAUGCUGGUGAAAAGUCCUCUGAUCCACUCCGGCCCAAUGGUGAAGUUUAGAUUCUUUUUUUCUCUUUGGGUUUUUUGAGAUUUCCAUGUGUACAUAUAUCUCUCUCUCUCUCUCUCUUAUUAAUUGCUCAUUUUAUUUUUCAUUGUUGAGGAAUGAAAUUGCAGUUUAAGUGAGUGUUCAAAGAGAGGAAAGAAAAAAAAAUUUACAUAAUGCAUUUUGUUAAUAUUGCAAAUAUGAAACCAGUGGCUUUACUUUCUGUUUCAUAUAUAUAUUUUGUUAAA
Molecule: messenger RNA, 1665 nt
Organism: Quercus robur (English oak)
Lineage: Eukaryota; Viridiplantae; Streptophyta; Magnoliopsida; Fagales; Fagaceae
Product: RING-H2 finger protein ATL11-like
Exons: 1
Coding region: 310-1434 (374 amino acids)
Source: RefSeq, a predicted model, not a curated record